AUGGCCGCUCUCGCCAGCUCCCUCAUUCGCCAACGCAGGGAGGUCAAGGACCCCCAGGCAAACCGGCAGAUUGCCAACAAGCGCAAGCCCUGCCCAAAGAGCAACAAGUCGCUCUGCCAGAAACAGAUCCUCAUAUUAAUAUCCAAGGUCCGACUAUGUGGCAGUCGAGGGAGAAAAAUGGAAAAAAGACCGGGUGAUUCGCCUCCGUACCCUCCCCGGCUCAGCAGAGGGGGUGGAAGACUGGAGCCCCAGCUGAAGGGUAUUGUCACACGGCUCUACUGCAGACACGGCUUCUACCUCCAGAUGCUGCCGGAUGGCACCAUGGAAGGCACAAAGGACGAAAGCAGCUCCUUCUUGCAGUUCAACUUGAUUCCUGUGGGGCUUAGGAUAGUGGCCAUCCAGAGCACCAAGACAGGGCUCUAUGUGGCCAUGAACAGCGAGGGCUACCUCUACACCUCGGAGCAUUUUACGCCGGAGUGUAAGUUUAAGGAGUGUGUGUUUGAGAACUACUAUGUGACCUACUCGUCCAUCCUGUACCGACAAACCCAGUCUGGCCGGGCCUGGUACAUCGGCAUCAACCGGGACGGGCAGGUCAUGAAAGGGAACCGGGUCAAGAAGACAAAGGGUGCCGCUCACUUCCUGCCCAAACUCAUUGAAGUGGCCAUGUACAGGGAGCCCUCGCUGCACGACGUGGCCGAGCAGAGCCCGCCCAGGAAAACGCCCAAGACCUCCACCGACUCGCCAGUGCUCCAGAACGGCAAGAAAGACCCUCCAUCCAAAACCAAAGCCUCGUCCUCCUAG
Lampris incognitus (smalleye Pacific opah) is the source of this 801-nucleotide messenger RNA. It is a transcript of the gene fgf11a, whose product is annotated as fibroblast growth factor 11a. The transcript is spliced from 8 exons. Bases 1 to 801 code for a protein of 266 amino acids. Gene Ontology annotation, biological process: positive regulation of cell population proliferation; cell differentiation; positive regulation of gene expression. Gene Ontology annotation, molecular function: growth factor activity; fibroblast growth factor receptor binding. NCBI's taxonomy places the organism in Eukaryota, Metazoa, Chordata, Actinopteri, Lampriformes, Lampridae. Gene Ontology annotation, cellular component: cytoplasm. The record is from RefSeq and is a predicted model, not a curated record.